AUGUCAUCUCAUGACUCAGAUAAAAUGAAAUUCAAAGUGAGUGAGUUCGAAGCGUCGGCGGCAUCGCAGCUCGUCACGGAGUUACGUGGAGCCUUCGCUUCGGCCAAAACGAGCAAUUACCAGUGGCGAGUGUCGCAGCUCAAAGCGCUAGCGAAACUCGUCGCUGAUCACGAGCCGCUAGAAUGUCCCUUACGAGGUGGGUUUGGUUUGAGCACUAAUGGCUUGCGUGGCACUUUUAAUAUUGAAUGUUUGGAAAACCUGGAAUGA
This is a messenger RNA of Sphenostylis stenocarpa, 267 nucleotides long. Lineage: Eukaryota; Viridiplantae; Streptophyta; Magnoliopsida; Fabales; Fabaceae. The record is from the annotation of a GenBank genome assembly.